Babesia bigemina is the source of this 1179-nucleotide messenger RNA. Its product is annotated as ADP-ribosylation factor GTPase-activating factor, putative. The transcript is spliced from 3 exons. Gene Ontology annotation, cellular component: Golgi membrane. Bases 1 to 1179 code for a protein of 392 amino acids. NCBI's taxonomy places the organism in Eukaryota, Apicomplexa, Aconoidasida, Piroplasmida, Babesiidae. Gene Ontology annotation, biological process: regulation of ARF protein signal transduction; regulation of endocytosis. Gene Ontology annotation, molecular function: GTPase activator activity. The record is from RefSeq and is a predicted model, not a curated record.
AUGGAUGGUCAGAAUAGCAUGCAACAGCUCCAGGAGCUCCUGGCGAUGGAGGGAAAUGGCGUAUGCUUCGACUGCGGCGCUAGCGGCCCGUCCUGGGUCUCCCUGUCGCACGGCAGCUUCAUCUGCCUCAGCUGCUCCGGUGUACACAGGGGAUUCGGCCUCAGCGUGAGCUUCGUGAAGAGCGUCAACAUGGACACCUGGUCCGCGAGGCAGAUGUUGUACAUGAAGCACGGCGGCAACCAGAAGCUGCGCAGCUUCUUCGACGAGAUGAAGAUCAUGGACCUGCCGCUGUCGCUGCGCUACAAGACCGAGGGCGCCGCGUACUACCGCAAGCGGCUGCGUGCGUUGGUGGACGGUGCACCCCUGCCACCGAUGAUAGAGGCCGAGGUGGCGUGCCGCCUGGAGGAGCAGACGCCGGGGUCGCUGAGCGCGACUCCGCACGCCGUCAUCUCCGCGCCGCUGUCGCCGUCGAGCAGCUUGGCCACUCCGUUCACGCAGGUGAACAUUGACGCGUCCGACGUCACCGCCGAGGAAGAUGGCGCCAGCGUCCCCCUUCAUCCGACCGUGCCGCAGAUCAACCUGCAGACCUCGCCCUCAAUGAACGAGACCCCCGGCUACCAGCCCUCGCAAAUGCCCGGUAGACAUUCGGUGCCGCCAGGAGCUCAGAAGAAGCGUUCGCAGAAGAGCGACUUCUUGGGGUCACUGGGGUCGAUGUUCGGUUCGUUCGUGGACACGGCCAUCUCCACUGCGGGGACCGCCGUCACCGAGAUGAGGAACCGCGGCGUGAUCGACCAGGCGAAGGGCGCCUUCGAGACCAGCAAGUCGUGGCUGGAGACCCAGGGGAAGAAGAUCGCCACGAGCGUGCAGGAUCCCGAGUUCUGGGAGACGAGCCACCUGAGGGCUAAGCAUGAGGCGUCGAAGGUCGCCCAUCACCUUUCAACGGCUGCCUCCACCGCGCAGAGUUGGAUCCAGAAGAAGGUUGCAGAAAUGCAGAACUCGUCUGAUCCCGCGGCCAGGUACGGAGGCACAGAAUCUUCCUCCGUGUCUUACAAACCGCAGCCACGCACGCAGCAAGGACCCAUCGGCGUGAUGGGCGGCGCCAACCUGUGGACCGAGCCGAAGGACCCCGAUGCCGAUGAUGUGAAUCCCAUCAUCGAGCAGUACCAGCAGCCACAGUGA